AUGAUGGCAUUGCCGUUUGAAAGAGAUUUUGAGAAGUAUAUUCGAAUGGAACGUUAUCGAGGACACGGUCUUUUAGAAUCCGAGACAGACAACAGGCGACGGCAAAUGAAGUCAAUAUUAGCUUCAGCUCCACCUUAUGAGAUGGUGAACGUCUAUCCUACAUUAAACACCCAUAUCGUUGAGAUGCGAAAUGAGGUGGAUCUGGACCUCGAAGUUGUAGCUCCGAGGCCGACUUCGCUACCACUUGAGCUUCAAAUGUCGCUAAAGGAGGUGGCCUAUGAAUACGAUGGCGCGCAGAUAGCCCGCGCUCUCGUAUAUGAUUAUUUAACUCACGGAGUAUCCGGGCUCCAUGAGGUGCAGAGAAUGGCCGAAUCUGUGGAUCCGUCAGAUUCGAGAGCCGUUUACACAUUGGUUCCUUCUUCCAGCACCUUAAGUAGUAAGCACGUUGAACUAAAGUCACGCUGGCUUGACGCGUUUGGCAUUCAAUCUAUCUCUUUUGAAUUUAGAAAGGAUGGCGGACAAUUAGUUUUACCGCGCUAUAGCUCCACGAUAUACAAUAUAUCAAAGGUCUACCCGGUUUAUCAAUACUUUAUAUUGAUUAUUAUUAUGUCCAAACCAAGUUGUGUGACACGAGAAUUUCUAACACUGACUUACUUUCUGUAG
Messenger RNA from Auanema sp. JU1783, 663 nucleotides. The record is from the annotation of a GenBank genome assembly. Lineage: Eukaryota; Metazoa; Nematoda; Chromadorea; Rhabditida; Rhabditidae.